This is a messenger RNA of Rhea pennata, 2247 nucleotides long. RefSeq names its product hes related family bHLH transcription factor with YRPW motif 1 (gene HEY1). NCBI's taxonomy places the organism in Eukaryota, Metazoa, Chordata, Aves, Rheiformes, Rheidae. The coding region runs from base 64 to 981 and encodes 305 amino acids. Gene Ontology annotation, biological process: negative regulation of neuron differentiation; regulation of transcription by RNA polymerase II; circulatory system development. The transcript is spliced from 5 exons. Gene Ontology annotation, molecular function: DNA-binding transcription factor activity, RNA polymerase II-specific; RNA polymerase II cis-regulatory region sequence-specific DNA binding; protein dimerization activity. The record is from RefSeq and is a predicted model, not a curated record. Gene Ontology annotation, cellular component: nucleus.
UUGGGCGCCCUCCUCCCGCGCGCAGCCCGCCGCCUCCCCAGCGGGCGCCCGCGGCCCGCCGCCAUGAAGCGGGCGCACCCCGUGUACAGCUCGUCGGACAGCGAGGAGCUGGACGAGGCCGUGGAGGUGGAGAAGGAGAGCGCGGACGAGAAUGGGAACCUCAGCUCGGCGCCGGGCUCCGUGUCUCCCGCCACCACCUCGCAGAUCUUGGCCAGGAAGAGGCGGCGAGGGAUCAUCGAGAAGCGCCGCCGCGAUCGCAUCAACAACAGCCUGUCCGAGCUGAGGAGGCUGGUGCCCAGCGCCUUCGAGAAGCAGGGGUCAGCCAAGCUGGAAAAAGCUGAGAUUCUGCAGAUGACUGUUGACCAUCUGAAAAUGCUGCACACCGCAGGAGGGAAAGGUUAUUUUGAUGCUCAUGCUUUGGCAAUGGACUAUCGGAGUCUAGGGUUUCGAGAGUGCCUGGCUGAAGUAGCCCGAUACCUUAGUAUUAUUGAGGGUCUGGAUGCUUCUGACCCUCUGCGAGUUCGACUUGUCUCUCAUCUCAAUAAUUAUGCCUCUCAACGGGAAGCAGCAAGUAGUGCGCAUGCUGGCAUUGGACACAUUCCUUGGGGCAGUGCCUUUGGACAUCACUCUCAUAUAUCUCACCCGUUGCUGCUGCCUCAAAAUGCACAUGGUAAUACCAGUACCACAGCAUCUUCCACAGAACCGCAUCACCAGAGCAGAAUUGCUGCACCACAUGCUGAAGCUUCCUCACUCAGAGUGCCCCCAAAUGGCAGUGUUGGACCAGUGCUCCCUGUGGUCACAUCUACUUCCAAACUGUCUCCUCCUCUUCUUUCCUCCAUGGCAUCCCUGUCUGCAUUCCCUUUUUCAUUCGGCUCAUUCCAUCUGCUGACCCCUAACGUGCUGAGCCCGUCUGCACCGACGCAGUCAGCAAACCUCGGCAAACCGUACAGACCGUGGGGGACUGAGAUUGGAGCCUUCUAAGGAUGAACUGUUUAGUGAGGGUGGGGAAACCUACAAACCUAGCUGAGCUGGGUUAUGCCACACUUAAAAUUGAAAUUCUUAAUGAACUGGGACAAAGGUACAGUUUCACCUUAACAAAGUUUGUCUAAAAACUGUCUCUUUGGGGUUUUUGUUUUCUACGUUUUUGUAUUAGCAGUUUUUUUUAAAGAAAUAGUUGCUGAAGUUGUCCAAAAAUAAAAUUACAAUAGUGGAUGUUAACACUUGUGUUAGAUCUAUGUGGAGCAUUUAAAUUACUUUUGUAAACGGUUUGUUUCAAAUGUUCCAUUUUGCCUCAGUGCGUCAGACUGCCUUUUAAUGAAGAAAUGAGUAAAUUGCCUGCUGCUGUUAGCAACAGCUUAGCUUAGUUAUUAAUUUUUCCAAAAUCACUCCUUUUGGCAUUAAUAAGCUGUGGUUUUUGUUAAUAUUUUGACUUGAGAGGGUCUAUGAAGAAUUAUUAUUUUUGUGAACUAUAUUUGAGUCUUAUAUUUCUGAACAAAGCGUUGACAAAUCAGAUUGACCAGCUUUAUCUAAAAGCCCCAUUUCUGUGUCUUUUGCAGUGGUUUGAUAUAUUCGGUGGUCUUAUCCUAGUCCCUAGUGAAUGUCUGUUCACAUCGCAGAAUCACUACACUAUUUCUUCUACCAAAAGGAGCAGUAUGAACAAACUCUAGAAGGGAGAGGGAGCAAAAGCCAAAUUACAAGUUACAUUGGAAGUGGGUUUAGUUGUUGGGGAUGUGCUGGGAAACAAAUUGUCACCUGUCAUAGUUUUCUGGUCAGAGCCAAAAUACAUGUAUUCAUUUCAUAGAUUCUGCCCUGAAUUAUAGUGGAGUUCUGUUACACCAUACACUUGGGUAACUGCAGCCAGACUUCCUCUCUGAGCUUCAGAUUUGCCCCUAAAACAAAUCAUGUUUAUAUUUAAAUAGCCAAUGUAAUGGUACAGUGGGAACCCGGUCACUGUGUAACCACAUUGCUUAACAAAUACAUCUAACCAAUUGACUUUUGUAUUGCAUUUCACUCUUAGGCGCAGUUCAGUGCCACUCCUCAUUUUAUAAGGGCUCUGCUGCGUUCUCCUCUGUGCGUGUGUCUGUGCGUGUGUUUGUGUGCAUGUGUGUAUACGUGUAUAUUUUAGUUGAUUUCAUAAGAAUCUUACCUGAACAGGUUUCUUUAGUGAGUUCCACUGGACUAGGUUUGACUGCUCUUGUAUUUGUGUUGUGGCUAAAUAAAGGAGAAAGAACAAAGUAUUUUAAAUAA